AUGUAUUUUAUUGGUGUUAGAAGCAUAAAUUCUCUUCAUUCCGAGCAAUUGGUCGAAUUUCGAAAAAAAUUUAAUGAGACAAGUUUAUUGUGCGAUAAAAAAAAGAAAGCACGAACAUAUAUUGCAUGUAGUCAGUUGAUUAUUUAUUUUAAAUUAAAUUUUCAACAAUCCAAUUUUUUUUUUCAGCAUUUUGUUCCAUUAUAUUCCGAAUUCGAAGCAUUAUAUGCUCGUAACUGCUAUAAUCGUGUUCGAGAUAUUUUUGAGCGUCCAAUCAGUAGUGCUGCAGGCGCACGUAUCAAAAUUUUAGACCGUUAUUCUAACAAUUUUGGUUGGACAUUUAGUUACACAGGUACCACGACUGAAGUAAUCAAUGUUGGCUCUUACAAUUACCUUGGUUUUGCAGAAAAUACUGGCCCAUGCGCUAGUGCAGCUGCUACUGCCAUUGAUGAGGAAGGAAUUUCAAAUUGUACCGUUAUUCAUGAGCAAGGAUAUUCAAAGACCCAAUGGGAAUUAGAAAAACUUCUCGCUAAAUUUCUCAAGGUAGAAGAUGCCAUUUGUUUUAGUAUGGGAUUUGCUACCAAUUCUGUAAACAUUUCUUGUCUCGCUAAUAAGGAUUCUUUAAUACUUAGUGACCAAUACAAUCAUGCAUCCUUGAUUCUUGGUUGUCGCAUGUCGGGUGCAACAGUGCGAAUAUUUAAGCAUAAUGAUGUCGUUGAUCUUGAACGAAUAUUGCGCGAAUCGAUUGUCUAUGGCAAUUCAAGAACUUAUAAACCAUUCAAGAAAAUUAUAAUAAUUAUUGAGGGAAUAUAUUCUAUGGAAGGAUCUAUAUGCGAUUUACCUGCUAUUAUAGCGUUGAAAAAAAAAUAUAAUGCCUAUCUCUAUCUCGACGAAGCCCAUUCGAUUGGUGCAAUGGGAGCAGAUGGAAGUGGCAUAGUCAAUUAUUGGGAAUGUGACCCUAAUGAUGUGGAUAUUUUAAUGGGUACUUUCACAAAAAGUUUUGGAUCUGCAGGAGGAUAUAUUGCAGGAAGAAAGCGCACGAUAGAUUAUAUACGAGUAAAUUCACCAGCUGGUACCUAUUCAUCACCAAUGUCACCGCCAGUUGCUAAACAGAUUUAUUCAUCGUUAUCAAUAAUGAUGGGACUCGAUGGAACAAACGAUGGCAAGAAUUUUUUUCACAAGCCAAAGAACUACUAUUUAUUUGACUUGAAAACUUUGGUUAUGAAUACCCGUUAUUUUCGAAAACGCCUAAAACAAAUGGGUUUCAUCGUGUAUGGAUCAGAUGAUAGUCCGGUUGUUCCAAUUAUGAUAUAUUAUCCCACAAAAUGCGGGUUGUGGGGGCGCGAGAUGUUGAAAAGGCAUGUUGGAGCUGUUGUGGUAUCUGCUCCUGCGACAGAUAUGGCAGAAAGUCGCGUACGAAUUUGCUUAAGUGCUUCUCAUACAAAAGAAAUGUUGGAUAUAGUUCUAGAAGCUAUAGAAGAAGUUGGAAUAUUAAGUAAUGCAUUGUAUUCAAGAAAAAAAUAUAAUGAAUAA
Molecule: messenger RNA, 1530 nt
Organism: Dracunculus medinensis (Guinea worm)
Lineage: Eukaryota; Metazoa; Nematoda; Chromadorea; Rhabditida; Dracunculidae
Source: the annotation of a GenBank genome assembly